Podarcis raffonei (Aeolian wall lizard) is the source of this 3975-nucleotide messenger RNA. RefSeq names its product parathyroid hormone 4-like. NCBI's taxonomy places the organism in Eukaryota, Metazoa, Chordata, Lepidosauria, Squamata, Lacertidae. The transcript is spliced from 4 exons. Gene Ontology annotation, molecular function: peptide hormone receptor binding; hormone activity. The record is from RefSeq and is a predicted model, not a curated record. The coding region runs from base 3381 to 3860 and encodes 159 amino acids. Gene Ontology annotation, biological process: bone mineralization; adenylate cyclase-activating G protein-coupled receptor signaling pathway; regulation of chondrocyte differentiation. Gene Ontology annotation, cellular component: extracellular region.
GAUGGAAAUUGCCAUUCAAAUAGUGUGGGUGUGCCCCAUCAUGUGAUUAUGUGGGGAAGGGCUUACCUAGGUCCCCAAAUAUUUUAUUCAAGUUGGCACCCCUGUAAUCUAACAGUUUUUGGCCAGGUAUGCAAAAGAUGAGUGAGGCCAUUUUCCCUCAGUGGGGGUCAAAAUCCCACCACCUGCUUCCAACCCUGAUUCCUGUGUAGGGCAGGACUAUGGGAUAGUCCUAGCAGUGUGUGAUAGUGUGUAGCUGUGGUUCCCCUUUUCGUGUGUCGUCCUAAUCCCUCUCGGUUGCUUGGCAAAAAAAAAAAAAAAGUAUUCCCUGAGCAUCUUAAACAGGGUCCUUUCUGCAGGUUUAUUGCCAUGUGGUGAAAGAAAUAUCCUAUUUCCAUGUGAGUGUUCUGUUGUGUGAUCUCUUCUUCCUCCUCUUUGGGACUUAUACUUCUAAAAGUACACUUUUGUGAAUCCUUAUAUUUGGAAGAUUGCAUUGUAGUAUGUGUGACCUUGUCGGUCUGCCAUCUAGUGGCAAGCACAGAAACCUGUUUGCUCUUCUGGAGCUAAAAGCCUGUCUGUCUUAACUGUUUCCCCACAGUUUUCUAUCUGAAUAAUCCAUAGCUCCUCUGCUAUUUUGUCACCCACACAGGAGUGCUUUCUGUUGUAGAGUAGUCAGAAGUUAUUCUAGGUUAAAAGCCCAGAAGGCCACAAGGCCUAUAAAAAUAUCAGACAUAUGGAGGCAACUAGUUUUGUGCUUCGCAUGAAUGCUAUGUAAAAAGCUGAACAUGUCACGUGCUCUUAAUAUAAUUUUAUGAGUUAGGUGGGGUAGGUUGUAUGCCUGAACUUCCUUCUAAUUCCUGGAUCCAGCAUUGAUUCAAUUUCUGGAAUAGCUAGGGUAGGUUCCUGGUGAGGUAAUGGCCCUCUAAGUAUGGGCCAUUAGGUAACAAAGGAAGUGGUUCUGUGCCAGAUAACAAAUACGCGGGUCCUCCACUCCCUUUGUUAGAAAGACAAAAGCCAGAAUUGAAAGUUGAGUGAUGUAAGCUAGAAGCUGGAAGACAGAGCUAUGCCUGAUUUCUGUCUCAGGCACAGGUUGUUGUUUUGUUAUUGUUUAGUCGUGUCUGACUCUUCGUGACCCCAUGGACCAGAGCACGCCAGGCACGCCAGGUUGUAUAUAUGUAAAUAAACCAUUGAUCCUAAAGACACCAUAGUCUUUGCUGUCCCUCAUUCCAAGGAAACUGAAACUUGGGUAAGCACCUGGUCAUUGAAAUGCACAUCAAAUGCAAAACAUUUGGCAGAGAAAGGGAGGCAUUUUAUUUAUUUGAAAGAAAAGCAUCAACAAUUUAGAGAAAUAUACGUACCAUUUCAAAAAUAAGAAAACACUGAUUAUGUAAAAGCUCAUACCUAGAAAGCUUAUACUUAGUUGGUCUUUAAGGUGCUACUGGAACAUCUUUCAAUAUAUAUUUUUUAAUCUUUCAUCAUUGUUAUUUAUUAUGACAGACCAACAUGGCUACAUUACCUGAAUCACUGAUUACGUAUGUUAUAUCAAACCAUAAUAUCUUGCUACAAGUUCCCUUACAUUGCCAGAGGCCAAAGCUCAUGUUCUUUGGUAACUAUUUAAUAAAGUUGAUGUGCAUAGCAUAGAAAUUGUCUAAUUAUUUUGAUAUGCCAACACAUAAUGGGCCAGUUUCUCGUUCAAAGCCACACAAGUUCCAGAGCUGCUGCUGCCAGUCCAACUUAAAGUUUGCUUUCAAAAUCCUCUACAGCUUUUCUGUAGUGGAUUUAGCCACAGUUCAUAUAAUCACAUCUUUAUGGAGUCUUCAAAGAUAAAAAUGGAGGGCAGGUUUAGGAUUUAGCAUGGAUUUUUUUGUCCUGCAAUAUGCUCCACUUCUUUAGACACUUUUAUCCAAUCCUGGGAUACUCUUGAACUCAGUACUGGAAGCCAGCUUGUAACCAUCUGGUAAGUAUUGUUCAGUGAAGGCCAGCACAGUUUGAAGCUUCCAUAACUACUACUGCGGGAGUUAAAAUUGCUGCUGGAUGCAACACCCAUUCUCUAAAAGUAGAGCUGCUGAGAUAUUUCCUAUAAUGCAAUUUCCCAAGGGUAGUGGAAUUGAGUAGCCAUGGCAGCACACUUUGUCUAUGAUAGAAUGCUUUAAGUUGUCAUUCAAUGAGGAUCUUUCAAUUUCUCUGGCUGACAUUCACUUGCUCAGACAAAUGGAAUCAUAGUUCUUAUGAUAAUGGUAGUUGCCCCUCAAUUACAUAAAGGUGCUUAUAAAGAUCAGAUGUUUUAGACUUGGCUAUGGCUAGUGCUUAUUAGCCUGGAAACACGUAACUAGAAAGCUCUGCUGUGGCAGACACAUCAUUUAUGUUAACUUUUUGGGUGUCCUGGAAACUAAAAAGAGAUCACAAGAGUUUAGCAACCAAUUUAGCAACCUCUAUGUAAAUCUUUAAUUGGUUACAAGUUUUGACCUUUUCAAUAAAUGGCUCUUACGCCAGGAACAGAGUUGUUACAAAGCUAGAAGCCUGUAGUGAUUAGUUAAUGAACACAAUGGCUCAAAAUAAACAAUUCUAGCCCCAGAUGGUACAAGGCAGAACCAGUUAGAUCUGUACAUUGGUAUUUGGCUACUACUUUUUAUGUUAUUAACAUCAUGAAAACAAUCCUACAUUUAACUGCAGCUGCAAUGAGGCACAAACAGCUAUACCAAUAUGACUGCAUAGAAAAUAUAUGUGACAUUCACUGGUGUCCAUAUGCUAUCAAAAUGGGCUUUCACCUAUGCAUUCCUGUCCUCUCACCCUCACCUUUCAGCUCCUGCAAACUCCCAGAAUCUGUGUUGGGCACUUUGGGAAUCAUUGAGUAGAUGGGCAGUGGGCAGGCACAGAGGAAAUCCUGUUGUGCAGGAAAGGUCCAGGUUGUGAGGUACUGGCUCUGUUCAGGCUUGCUUAGCUGCUGGCAUUAUAUUAUUUGCUCUGCAUUUCUAUUGUCUUAUUUUAUUUGUUCCGUAAUUCUUGAAAGGUGCAUUGGAAAUCCAAAUCUGAGAGGCAAUACUGCAAGUGGCUGCUGGUGAUGUCCACUCUCUGCUGACUCUGGCCUAAAUGGAAGUGAACUUGCACCAGCCGCAAGUGGCUGCGCCAUGCAUAUGCUGUUGCCUUCACCACUGGACUAUAGAGGGGGGAAGCAACCAGCAGAGGAGGGACAGGCCUCAGAUGCACCCAGAGAAACUCACCUUUCCCACAGAGAAGAGACUGACGUGGGUCUAAAAGCUUCAGGAACACGAACUUGCUCUGAAAGGGAGGAGGCUCACUAGAGAUCUGCUAGCAACAAGUAAGACUCCACAAAUCAACUUCACCAUAUUCCAAUAUAAGGAGAAAUAUUUACAGGACAGAAGAUGCUUUUGUCCCAAAGAUAUCUACAGAUGGUAACAUUUUUGUCCAUUUUUUUUCUUGUUUGGUUUGCAACAUGUCAAGAAACAAAAACUAAGAGAGGAGUGGCAGAAUUCCAGUUCUUGCAUAACAAAGGAAAUCUCCGUGAAGAGUUAAACCGACUGAUUUGGCUCCACCAAGCCAUGGGAGGAGUGCACACAGCCGUGGGCAGGGACAUCCCGCAGGCACACAUUGUGUGGACCUCCCCAAAGAACCAAGACCUCUCCGAUCUCUCUGAUGGAACUGGCAGAGAAGAGUCUCUAGAAAUGAUGAAGCAACUGCUGCUGGGAUUGAUGGAGAAGGAAGAGCCUGUUGCUGUCCUCAGGAAAACAAAUGUGUUGCAGUAUCUAAAGAAUGUAAAGGGCAAUCAGGACUGGCAAGAUCUUUCUGACCUAUUUCAAGGUGGAGAUCAAGAUGGCAAAAGAAAUCUCAGCACCCAGACAUAGAUUUCCUGACCGAACCUAUUGCAGUCCAUCUGCUACUUGAUACACUGAGGGAGAUCAAAAGAAAAGUUGAUUAACAAAGAAAAUGUGCGUUUGUGCCAUUUACUACUCCUUUGUA